CAUUUCCUCACCUCACCCAGGUGCGGACAAAAAUAUGAAAUGAAGUUGUUGCCCUUCAGGAACUUCAAAUCAAGUCCUUCACCUCUAUCACUUUUGGAGGAGAACAUGACUGGAUCCUGGAGACUAUUCCUGCUCUGUUGUCUCCUGCAAGGUGCUGGGUGCAUUGGAAAAUUUGAGGCCCUAAUGCCAGCAAGUGUGAUGACACUCAGUGGAUCCUGUGUUACCGUUCCUUGUUCCUUCACCGUGGAGGACCAGUAUAAAGUCAAUCUACUUCCUGGAUGUAUACCAAUAUGGAAAAAAAGUGAAACGACUAUCAUAACUACUACAACAUUGAGGGGAAAUCUAACAGCGUACAACUGUACUACAACAUUCAAUGACGUACUUGAAGACAAUGUUCCAUAUCAAUUUAGAAUUGAUUGUGGAAAUCCAUUAAAAUAUAAUUUUAAAGUAAAGCAAGUGACCAUCCAGAUCAAGGUGGACCCUGAUGCACCUCGUUUGACCACCCCCAAGGAGCCGGUGGUGGAGGGGACUCCUGUGGAGCUGGGGUGCUCUGCCCCGUCCUACUGUGACACCCACCCCCCCACUGUGACGUGGACCCCCUCCCUGGGGGUCAGCACCCAGCUCCAGCAGAACGAUACCGUGACCUCCACUCUGACCUUCAACGCCUCCCACUUCCACCAUGGAAACAAUGUCUCCUGCACUGCGGCCUACUACAUACCAUCUGGGAACAAAACUGAGACGUCUACAAGAUACCAACUCAGUAUCUUAUAUGCCCCCAGGAACACCUCUGCUGUCGGUAGCCCGUGUCUUCCAGCCAGAGAGGGAGGCUGCCUGAACCUGACCUGCUCCAGUCAUGCUAACCCUGCUGUCAGCGAGUUCACCUGGUACCGAAUACACGGAGAACACAUCCAUAAGAUCGGGACUGGAUGUUCUCUGUCCAUCCAGCUGUGGAACGCCGAUAACGUUUUCUUCUGUGAGGCCAGGAAUGACAUUGGCACUGAAAUGUCUAAUGUCUUCAAGAUCGACAUUCAAGCUCCUCCCAGGAUCCUGCCCUCUUCAAGCUGCAGCAGAAUUGCAGCCUGGGUGCGAUGUUCCUGCUACAGCGUGGGCAGACCAUCACCGUCUCUGGAGUGGCGGUUGGAUGGGAAACUGGUGUUGGGUUCUGAAGACGUGUCUGUUAGCCAGGUCAACCUGGAGAACGUCACGUUGAGGAGCUCCCUCACAAUGAGGGCCCCUGCUGGUCUGACAGCCUUGACCUGCCACAGCUCCAACGCUGCCGGGAACACCAGCCAGGAGCUUCCUGUCCCCCACCUGGAUACACAGCCAACCCUGACAGACCAACUGCCCUGGAUAGCUGCUAUAGCAGUGCUAGCCGCGGUUCUGCUGUUUGCAACAGCGUGUGCCGUAAGAGCUUGGAAGAUGGCCAACCAAACAAGACUCGGCAAGGAUGCUCUACUCAACAAAUCUCCACCUAACCAAGGGAAGCCCCAGAAAAUUGUGGGACUGGGAGAAGAGGCUGCUGGACUGGGAGAAGAGGCUGUUGGACCGAGAGAGGAGGCUGUAACAGCAGCAGGUUCCUCAGCCUUGACCCAACGGGAUUCAGAAGAAGCAGCAGACCCAGCAGCAGACAGAGCUUGGAAAAUGGACAACCAAACAGGACUCGGCAGCGACGCUCUAAUCAACAAAGCUCCACCCAACGUAGAGUACUCCCAGCUGUUCUUCAAAAGUGGAGCGGACACCUAUGCCACCAUUGAUAAACUGAAGAACACGGUCGGACCGAGAGAGAAGCCUGUUGGACUGGGAGAAGGGGCUGCUGGACCGAGAGAGGAGGCUGUAACAGCAGCAGGUUCCUCAGCCUUGACCCAACGGGAUUCAGAGGAAGCCGCAGACCCAGCACCAGACAGGCAGGUGGCGGACUGUGAUGUCCUGUACACAACAGUGAACUGGAAGAAGAAGUCCUAGAAAAAAGAGGUCUGAGCUCCUGGGGAAGAGACCCUCUGGGGCCCAGGGCCCCGGAGGCCCCUACACUUCCUCUUGGGGGGAUGAGGGAUGAGCUAAGGGCUACAUUGAUGAGUAAAGGCUAGGGGGAUGAGUUAAGGGCUACAUUGAUGGGUAAAGGCUAGAGGGAUGAGUUAAGGGCUACAUUGAUGGGUAAAGGCUAGCGGGAGGAGUUAAGGGCUACAUUGAUGGGUAAAGGCUAGCCUAGAGGGAUGAGCUAAGGGCUACAUUGAUGGGUAAAGGCUACAGGGAUAAGUUAAGGGCUGCAGGGAUGAGUUAAGGGCUGCAGAUUCACAAAGAAUCUCAGGGUUGAAAGUUGCUCACAAGUGGCGAAUUUAGGAGAAACCCCUAAAAAUAAUGGGCGUGUCAGUCUUGUCAGUCUUUGGCUCCUAAUUGAUUUUACUUGGAGCAAUUCACAAAGUAUUUUAGGCCUAAAAGUAGCACCUAAGUCUAGGGGAGCUUAAAAGCCCUCGAGAGGACUCUUAACUCAGUAAGAGCUAUUCACAAAGAAUCUGAAAACGGCUGCAUCGAGACGAAAUGUUUUGGAGGCAAUGGAGGACUGCGAAUUGAUAAAUAGAUAUAGGCGUAAGGGUAUCAAACUUGUGGUUGAAUUUGUGAAUAACACCUUGAUAUUUAGCAACAGGGAAUUUGCAACUUUGCAAUGCUGACGAUUUAGGAAUAUCGCUGUUAAGGGAAAUGUAUAAAUAUGUCCUCAGUUGUUUUAUAUAUAUAUAUAUAUUGUGAUUAUUCUUUACCCAAGUCCACAGCAUAAUUAUUGCACCACUGUGUAAGGAUGCAGGCUUGCAUAUGUAAAUGAAGGUGCGUUCACAUCAAGCACUUGUUCAGGAUGUAUAAUGCAGUUCUAAGAGAGCUCGGCUGAGCGUAACAUGUAUAAAUGGUAUUGAGAAAAUAAACCAUGCCAAAGAGCUAAAGAGUU
Gadus morhua (Atlantic cod) is the source of this 2935-nucleotide messenger RNA. Its product is annotated as sialic acid-binding Ig-like lectin 5. Bases 40 to 1962 code for a protein of 640 amino acids. The record is from RefSeq and is a predicted model, not a curated record. Lineage: Eukaryota; Metazoa; Chordata; Actinopteri; Gadiformes; Gadidae. The transcript has 11 exons.